AAAAAUCCGUAAGUCUCCCUUUGGAAUAAUGGGUGUUAUUACUUAUGAGUUUGAGGUUACCUCCCCAAUCUCCCCGGCCAGGCUUUUCAAAGCCCUUGUUCUUGAAGCCGACAAGCUUUUUCCCAAAGCUGCCCCUCAUGCAAUCAAGAGCGUCGAGCUCCAAGGUAAUGGUGGCCCUGGAAGCAUCGUCUGCAUCAACUUUGCUGAAGGCCUUCCGUUUCAAUACGUGAAGCACGCGAUCGAAGAACAAGACAUAGACAACUUGUCGUACAGUUACAGUUUGAUCGAAGGUGGGCCUGUGGGAGACAAGCUUGAGAAAAUCUCGUACGACAAUAAGUUUGUGGCAGCUGAAAAUGGAGGAACCGUUUGCAAGAGCUUGAUGAAGUUUCACACCGUGGGUGACGGUGUAUUCAGUGAAGAAGAAAUUAAGCAGCACAUUGGAAGAAUGGACGGAGUUUACAAGGCUAUUGAAGCUUAUCUCUUGGCAAACCCCGAUGUCUGCAACUAAGACAAGAUUGCUUUAAUGAGUUGUGUGGUUUCUGUGUUCGGUUGUUUCCAA
Molecule: messenger RNA, 559 nt
Organism: Hibiscus syriacus
Lineage: Eukaryota; Viridiplantae; Streptophyta; Magnoliopsida; Malvales; Malvaceae
Product: major pollen allergen Bet v 1-F/I-like
Exons: 2
Coding region: 29-508 (159 amino acids)
Biological process (GO): defense response; abscisic acid-activated signaling pathway
Cellular component (GO): cytoplasm; nucleus
Molecular function (GO): signaling receptor activity; protein phosphatase inhibitor activity; abscisic acid binding
Source: RefSeq, a predicted model, not a curated record